Messenger RNA from Poeciliopsis prolifica (blackstripe livebearer), 1170 nucleotides. Its product is annotated as caspase-3-like. The record is from RefSeq and is a predicted model, not a curated record. Bases 311 to 1000 code for a protein of 229 amino acids. The transcript is spliced from 4 exons. Gene Ontology annotation, biological process: proteolysis. Gene Ontology annotation, molecular function: cysteine-type endopeptidase activity. NCBI's taxonomy places the organism in Eukaryota, Metazoa, Chordata, Actinopteri, Cyprinodontiformes, Poeciliidae.
UGUAGAGAGCAAAUGGGCGUUCUUUAUUUUCCUUCUUAUUUGGAUUCAUGUACAUUUUUUACUGUAACUAGAAAAGGGAUGUGAUCAGAUUGUAGACAAAUACCAAAGCUGACAGACUCACACACAGAUUUCCUGAAGGACGUUGCAAACCUAGUUUCAGUUUCAAUUUUCCCUAGACUGAUGAUUCCCAUGACAGUUUCUCUAAAAUUAGCUAAAACGUGUUGUAUUAUGUUAACAAGUGGUGGUCUGAUUUUUUCUAAGCUGUAUAUCAAUAUAGAAAAUGAAACGUGUGGAUGAAGCUGCCUGAGCCAUGGAGAACGACCACUCUCUUUGGUUCCAUCCCUUCAAAGAUCAGCUGAACUUAAAGGUCUCAAAGCUCCACAUAUCCUGGGAAAAGCUUUGCAUUAAAAGCAGGCGGCCUGUGAAGGACUGCUUCCUGGCUGUCUUGUCGUCUCACGGGGAGGAGGGCUGCGUGUUCGGAUCAGAUGGGAAACCUGUCCGACUGUCUCGUGUCUUCACUUACUUUGAUAAUGAAUGCAUGGAGAAAAAGACCAAACUGUUCCUCAUACAGGCGUGCCAGGGCGGCGCUCUGGAUGAUGGAGUGGAGGUUGAUUCACCAGCCAGCAGUUUCCCACACUGCCAUUCUGUUCCUGUGGAUACAGCUGUGAUGUUCUCCACAGCACCAGGGUACAGUGCGUUCAUAAACUUCACUGGGUCAGUCUUCCUGCAGACGUUCUGCUCAUUAUUGGAAGAGAAGGGUCACUCUAACCUGGAGCUGACUCGGCUGAUGACCCGACUCUCCCACAGGAUUGCCUACACCUUCGAGUCCAGAGGGAGGAAGUACGGCGGGAAGAAAGAGAUGCCAUGCUUUCUGACACGACUGACCAGAGAUGUGUUCCCGUUUGCAGAAACGGAGAAAGACAAUAAUGCGGAAACAAUAUCUGCCACAUCAUUGGUUGUUUCACAGAGUGUUAGACAACGAAUUGUUUCACUAAGUUAGGGAGCAGUUCCCCUGCCUGCUGACUCGGCACAUAUGAAGACUGGCAUGAUCAGUAAACAUAAAAGUAUCGAGAAGUAAACGUGUGUUUUUCUGGAAAUGAGUUGUUACAUAGCACAUUACAAAAAGAGUCUCUUUGUGUCAAUAUGAUUUUAAAAUAAUCUCCCAAAAUG